AUGCAGACUACAAACAUUUGUGUAAGAAUCUCUCUCAGGAGCUCAGUGAAUUUAAGCUUGAUGCCAUGAUAGGUUGCCACCUGUGCAAUAAGUCCAUCCGUGAAAUUUCCUUGCUACUAAAUAUUCCAUGGUCAACUGUUAGUGGUAUUAUAACAAAGCAGAAGCAACUGGGAACAAGAGCAACUCAGCCACAAAGUGAGCGGGAUCAGGGCAUGCUGAAGUGCACAGUGCGCAGAAGUCGCCAACUGUCUGCAGAGUCAAUGGCUAAAGACCUCCAAACUUCAGAUUAGCACAAUAAUAGUGCAUAGAGAGCUUCAUGGAAUGGGUUUCCAUGGC
This is a messenger RNA of Staurois parvus, 336 nucleotides long. Lineage: Eukaryota; Metazoa; Chordata; Amphibia; Anura; Ranidae. The record is from the annotation of a GenBank genome assembly.